AUGGUGGCAAAAACAAAGAAGUCGAAAGCCAGUCCACCUGGAGCUUCUCGUGGAGGCCAUGCGGCCGCGGCGAUGGCUAAGAGCGCGUCGUCUGGAGCUUCUUCUUCGGCCAAAAAAAAGAUCAAUAAGAAGACGCGUGCAACAGGUCGCGGCACUGCGGCUGUCCCGCCGCGCCCCAUGAUGAAGAAGUCCGCCACCACCAGCGGGAAAAAGAUGGCGGCAGGGAAGAAGGCGAACCCCAAAAAGUCUGUCAAGCCCAGCCGUGGGAGUGCAAAGAAGCCGGCGGCGGCGAUGAAGAAGGUCUCUUCUGAAAAAGAACUGGCCUCCAGCGCGGCAGCCAGCAACGACGUGGCGCCUUCCGCUGCGCCGUCUAUGAAGAAACGGGCACCGCGUUCCGCGGCGGCCGCCGCCCCGGCGAAGAAGAGAACCUCUUCUUCCUCGGAAAAAAAGACUAAGAAGAGCCCGCCCAAGAAAGUCGCUGCACCCAAGAAGAAGGGUCCUGUCAAGAAAGCCAAGAAGGCAGGAAAGAAGCAGUGA
Molecule: messenger RNA, 537 nt
Organism: Besnoitia besnoiti
Lineage: Eukaryota; Apicomplexa; Conoidasida; Eucoccidiorida; Sarcocystidae
Exons: 1
Coding region: 1-537 (178 amino acids)
Source: RefSeq, a predicted model, not a curated record